UCUGUGUUAACAUAUAUGGAACUAGACUCGGGUGUUAGGUUAAAUUUUUGAGUACUAGUGUUUUUUCAAACUACUAUUCUACCCUACCACCACUUCGAGCAGUUGUCUGUAGAGGUUAAAAGUUUAUUGCAAAGGCUACUACUUAUAAGUGUCGGAUAAGUUCUAUCGAGAUAAUGACUAGUUGAUCUAAAAAUUACUACUGAAGUACUGGAGAGGUUAUUGAGAAAGGAAGACAAAAACUUUUAACAGACAUGGAGCAGGAUUUGAAAGCAAAAAUAGAUCAAGCUUGCCGCACGGCUGAGGAAUUCACAAAAGUGUACUACGAAAGUUUGGACAAAAGACGAUACCUGAUGUCCAGGCUCUAUCUGGAUACAGGGAUUUUAAUAUGGAACGGAAAUGGUGUUGAAGGCAAAGACAAUAUACAAAAAUUUUGGAUAGAUUUGCCUCCUUCAGAACACAGCAUACUGACCUUGGAUGCUCAACCCAUUACCGGUCCAGCAGUGGCGGAUCAACUGACUUUCCUCGUCAAGGUUAGUGGCCAAGUCAAGUAUCAGGAGAAAAUGAGUAGACCGUUCAACCAAAAUUUUCUCAUAACGGCGAUGGCGGACAAAUGGAAAAUUGUCAGUGAUUGCUUCAGGCUGCAAGAAACUUUGGACAUUGCCGAUUAAUUGCGAGCAAUUGAUGCUCGCAAAAUAAAUAAAUUUAGUAAAAACGGCUCAACACCAUUGAUGAAAGCAUAAUUAUUGUUUCUUUCUUUCUUAUUUUCAUUCUUGAUCAUACGUCGUUUUCACAAUCAAAGAUACGAGUCGGUCUCCGAUCUUACUUUUAUUCACUUAUGAUAUUUAUUGUAUAAAGCAAUAGUAUCAUAUCGAUUUUUAUUUUCAUGAGCGAAUGAGUCGUUGGUCGAUCGAUCUCCGGCGAUUAUUGUGUAUACAUAAUAAUAAUAAUAAUAAUAAUAAUAACUUUACAUCGACGAUUAUGAAAUAAAUACAUGUAUAAAUAACGAUAAAGCAACUAUAAUACAGAUUCAUACAAAACAA
Molecule: messenger RNA, 1040 nt
Organism: Venturia canescens
Lineage: Eukaryota; Metazoa; Arthropoda; Insecta; Hymenoptera; Ichneumonidae
Gene: Nxt1
Product: NTF2-related export protein 1
Exons: 4
Coding region: 252-668 (138 amino acids)
Biological process (GO): poly(A)+ mRNA export from nucleus
Cellular component (GO): nuclear pore central transport channel
Source: RefSeq, a predicted model, not a curated record